AGUGAAGCGAAGUGACGAAGAAUGAUGCUCAGGACAAUCCAACGGGGAAAAGCAAAGCACAAAUUAAAUCGCAGCGCAAGAAGCAAACAACUAAAUAUGCUCUGCUCCUGGACGUGUUAAAACCUGUAAACAAACCCAAAAGCCUCAAACUCUCUCUCUCUCUCUCUCUCUCUCUCUCACAUCACAACACAUACACAUACACAUACACAAGAGGGAGAAUGGGGCUCUGCUUCACCAGAUGUCGAUCCCAUGACAUCCCAAUCUCUUCCUCAUCAGAUUCACCUCCUCCCCACUACCAGCAAACAUCCAAUAAAACCCAUGCCCAGCACAAGCCAACCCCUUCUUCAAAACCGAACCCGUAUGCAUCAGCUUAUAAUAAUCCAGGCAAUUUUUUUGGCAAGACCCCUUCGUCAUCUCAAACUCAGAUUGGACCCAUUCUGGGCAGGCCAUACGUGGACAUAAACAUCUUCUACACCCUUGAAAAGGAGCUGGGAAGGGGUCAGUUUGGUGUCACUCGUCUUUGCACAGAGAAGACCACGGGCAAAAGGUACGCCUGCAAGUCCAUAUCAAGGCGAAAGCUCUCGACCAGCAAGGACAUUGACGAUGUCAGGAGGGAGAUUAUGAUACUUCAGCAUCUCACAGGGCAACCCAACAUUGUGGAAUUCAAGGGUGCUUAUGAGGACAAGCAGAAUCUGCAUUUGGUCAUGGAGUUGUGCUCCGGCGGUGAGCUUUUUGAUCGGAUUACUGCCAAAGGGAGCUACUCUGAGCGUCAAGCCGCUCAGAUUUUCAGACAGAUUGUGAAUGUGGUUCAUGUGUGUCACUUCAUGGGGGUGAUGCAUAGAGACCUCAAGCCUGAGAAUUUCUUGCUGGUCAGUAAGGAAGAGAAUGCCCCUCUUAAAGCCAUCGAUUUUGGACUCUCUGUCUUCAUUGAGCAAGGGAAAGUGUACAGAGACAUUGUUGGGAGUGCCUACUAUGUGGCCCCGGAAGUGUUGGAGCGAAAUUAUGGGAAGGAGAUAGAUGUGUGGAGUGCUGGAGUCAUUUUAUAUAUUCUUCUAGCUGGAGCGCCUCCCUUUUGGGCUGAGACUGAAAAGGGGAUAUUUGAAGCAAUUAUGCAAGCCAAACUUGACUUGCAAAGUUCCCCAUGGCCUUCUAUCUCUGAUUCUGCAAAGGAUCUCAUCAAGAAAAUGUUAACAAGAGACGCUAAGAAAAGAAUUACAGCUGCUGAAGUUCUUGAACAUCCAUGGAUGACGAAAGAUGGUGAAGCCUCUGACAAACCAAUUGACAGUGCUGUUCUAAUUAGGAUGAAGCAGUUCAGAGCAAUGAACAAGCUGAAGAAACUUGCUCUGAUGGUAAUAGCAGAAAACCUUUCAGAAGAAGAAAUUCAUGGCCUGAAACAAAUGUUCAACAACAUAGACACAGAUGGAAGUGGCAGCAUCACAUUUGAGGAACUUAAAACUGGAUUGACAAGGCUGGGAUCUAAGCUUAGUGAAACAGAAAUAAAACAGCUGAUGGAUGCUGCUGACAUUGACAAGAAUGGGACUAUUGAUUACACUGAAUUCAUCACUGCUACCAUGCAUCGCCAUAAACUGGAGAAGGAAGAAAACUUGUACAAGGCUUUCCAGUUCUUUGACAAGGAUCAGAGCGGGUUUAUCACAAGAGAUGAGCUAAGACAAGCAAUGACUCAAUAUGGGAUGGGGGAUGAUGCUACUAUAGAUGAAAUCAUUGAUGAUGUGGAUACUGAUAAAGAUGGGAGAAUCAACUACGAGGAGUUUGUGGCCAUGAUGAGACGGGGAGUUCAAGAUUCUGAUGAUAAACUAAGAUAGAUUCGAGUUUUACUGAUUUGUAACCCCAAUCCAUCCAUAUACAAAUAAAAAAACUUCCAAUGGCAAGGCAAUAGUUCCAACUUCUUGCUUCUGCCUGCCUCUCUGUUGUAGGCUUUGGCGCCAUUACCUCACUUCUACUUGUAACUCAUCAAUGUCUAUAAAUAAAAUCAACCUGUUAUUAUA
This is a messenger RNA of Prunus dulcis (almond), 2006 nucleotides long. Its product is annotated as calcium-dependent protein kinase 29. Gene Ontology annotation, cellular component: nucleus; cytoplasm. Gene Ontology annotation, molecular function: calcium/calmodulin-dependent protein kinase activity; calmodulin binding; ATP binding. Gene Ontology annotation, biological process: peptidyl-serine phosphorylation; protein autophosphorylation; intracellular signal transduction. NCBI's taxonomy places the organism in Eukaryota, Viridiplantae, Streptophyta, Magnoliopsida, Rosales, Rosaceae. The transcript is spliced from 8 exons. The coding region runs from base 219 to 1823 and encodes 534 amino acids. The record is from RefSeq and is a predicted model, not a curated record.